Molecule: messenger RNA, 1668 nt
Organism: Symbiodinium natans
Lineage: Eukaryota; Dinophyceae; Suessiales; Symbiodiniaceae
Source: the annotation of a GenBank genome assembly
AUGUGCCGGGGCAACACGAUGGAGUCUAUGGCGCCUCGCUGCGUGGUGCUGGUCGACCCUUACUCCACUGGAGCCAUGCUGGCGCCCGAGCUUGAUCUGCGAGGCUACACGGUCAUUGCCCUCUGGACCAAGGAGUGUGGUGAGAACCGUGGGCACCUGCCCAAGGCGGCCGAGGGCUUUCCCGAAAAGUUCCUGGCAGAGGUGGACGAGCAAGACACCUUGGCCCUCACCGCCGGCGCGCUGCGCAAGGCGGCGAACUGCAGCGAACCGCUGGCGUUGAUCUGCGGCGGAGAGACAGGCGUAAAGCUGGCAGAUGCUUUGUCGGAGCACAUGGGGCUCCGGGGCAACACCACGAAAGGCGGCAUGGCGAACCGCCGCGACAAGCAGGUACAGCAGGAUGCAGUGAAGGCCUUUGGCUUGCGUUCCGUGCGCUCUGUGUGCGGCAGGGCCUGGGAGGAGGUGAAGGAUUUUGCGGAGAUGGAGGUGCUGCCAAUGAUUGUGAAGCCUGUGGAGUCUGCAGGAUCUGAUGGGGUGAAGCUGUGCCACAGCCUGGCAGAGGUGGAGGAGCACUUUCAGCUGCUCAUGACCUCCCAGCGCAAGUGCGGCGCCCAGGGGGCAGCUGUGCUACUGCAGGAGUACCUCAAGGGCACGGAGUACAUCGUGGAUCAUGUGUCCCGCGACGGCGUGCACAAAACCACCAUGGUCUGGGUCUAUGAUCGCCGUCCUGCCAAUGGUGCUGGCUUCGUGUGCUUCGGGCAGCAAUGCGUGUUGCCUGACAGCCCCGUGGCCCAGGAACUCAUUGCCUACACCCGGGGUUGCCUGGACGCGUUGCGCAUCACCGAUGGCGCCACUCACACGGAGGUGAUGAUGACUGAGACGGGGCCCUGCUUGGUGGAAGUGAACAGCCGUUGCCAUGGAGCUGCGGGUUCCUGGAUGCCCUUGGCGCGAGCCAUGACAGGCUACACGCAGGUCGAUGCGUGCGUGGAUGCCUUCCUGAAUGCUGAGGCCUUCGAGCGCCUUCCUGACGUGCCACCUCCGUUUCUGGCAUCAGGACAGGUGUCCAUGCUGAUCUCCUACCAUGAGGGCCAGGUAGAAGCCACGCAGUUUCAGAAGGUUCGAGAGCUCCAGUCUGUGGUGUUUCUGGAGGAGAAUCUUCAUGCAGGCCAUCGCGUGGAGAAGACCAUCGAUCUCUUCAGCCUCGUGGGGAUGUGUGUCUUGGUGCACUCCGACCCGACCGUGUUGGCCAGUGAUCUGGAUUGCAUCCGCCAGAUGGAGCACGAAGAAGCGUCGAUCCCCGUGAGGUUCGAGGUCGGCGAGAAGGGGAACCAGAACGACGUGAACCUCCUCACGGGGCACAUCGAGGAGGCCGACGAGGAAGGGCGGCCGAUCGAGAUGCCCUCGGCCCGUGAGCAAGACAGGAGUACGAGUGGCCCUGUGGGGGCGACGCACUCCUCCGAGUCAAAGCAGCAGCCCAUGAUCGAGUGGGACCUAUGCCGAGACAUGAAGGACAUGCUUGCCGUGCGCGAUCCUACCACUGGCGAGGUGCGCGCGGUGGCCCUCCUUCUGCGCUGGAUCUUCUUGGCAGGCAUGUUCACGUUUAUCUUCUUCGGCUUCUCCAUCUUCCACUGGCACCUGCACUACUUGAUUCACCCCUCCGGGGGGUCGCAG